Xenia sp. Carnegie-2017 is the source of this 2066-nucleotide messenger RNA. Its product is annotated as transmembrane 9 superfamily member 1-like. The record is from RefSeq and is a predicted model, not a curated record. The transcript has 18 exons. Gene Ontology annotation, cellular component: membrane. Gene Ontology annotation, biological process: protein localization to membrane. The coding region runs from base 34 to 1806 and encodes 590 amino acids. Lineage: Eukaryota; Metazoa; Cnidaria; Anthozoa; Malacalcyonacea; Xeniidae.
CACUCAGUCUUUCUUGCAGUUACUUCGUGCAAAAUGGCUGCCGACACGAUGAAAGUUAAAUUAAGUUCAACGGGAACUUGUUUCAUUUUGGUCUUUCUUAUAAACACAGUGUAUGCUGGAAACAUUGAAGAUGGCAAAAAGAUUCUUCUGUAUGUUAAUAAAGUUGGUCCUUAUUUCAACCCUCACGAAACGUAUCACUACUAUUCGUUGCCUGUUUGUGCUCCAGAAAAGAUUGAGCAGAGAAGUUUGACACUUGGUGAAGUUCUUAAAGGAGACAGGAUGGCAGAAUCUAUUUAUGAAAUCCAUUUCAAAAAAUCUUUUUCAAACAAGCAAGUUUGCUCGAGACGACUUUCAUCUGCUGAUCUUCGGCAAUUACGAAAUGCUAUUGAAGAUCACUAUUAUUUUGAAUUUGUUUUAGAUGACAUCCGCCUUCAUGGAUUUAUUGGUCAUUUCAGUGAAGGUCAUCUUUUGCCUCACACCCAGAGUGUUCAACUAUUCACUCAUUUGCAUUUCAUUAUUACAUAUAAUGGCAAUCAAAUAAUAUCUGCAAAUGUAUCCACUGGAGCACCAGUUGACCUACCUGAAACUGGAGAAAUGAAAAAUGUACAAUUUACUUAUGGUGUUGAGUUUGUUAAAACAAAGGAGACAAAAAGAGUUAGGAAUACAGAUGGGGACUUUUUUCCACAGAGUCUAGAGAUUCAUUGGUUGUCAAUUAUUAAUUCAGCGGUUCUUGUGUUUCUUCUUAUUGGUUUUGUCAUCAUUAUUUUGAUGCGAGUGUUGAAGAAUGAUUUUGCUCGUUAUAAUGUUGAUGAAAAUGAUCUUGAAGGAGGACAAGAGCAAGAUGAUUAUGGUUGGAAGAUUAUAAAUACAGACGUAUUUAGGUUUCCAAAUUAUAAAAGUUGGCUUUGUGCAAUUUUGGGUAAUGGAUCUCAGUUUCUUACGAUAUGUUUUGGUAUCAUCUUGAUGGCAAUAUUUGGCAUGUUUAGUGUUCAUAGACAUGGUUCAAUGAAUACAGCUUCUGUUCUAAUAUAUGCUCUCACUUGUUGUGUAUCUGGUUAUGUUGCAAGUUCCAUGUAUAAGAAAAUAGGAGGCAUUAACUGGGCUUGGAAUAUUGUGCUCACAGCAACCUUGUUUGCAGUUCCAUUCUUUGUCAUCUGGAGCAUCAUGAACUCUGUAGCAUGGUACAAUAAUUCUACUCAAGCAUUACCAUUUACAACAAUAGUACUACUUAUGCUUAUUUGGUUAAUAGUUGGAUUCCCCUUGACAGUUAUUGGUGGAAUAUUUGGUAAAAAUUGGUCAUCACCAUUUGGAGCACCUUGUCGUACAAAAAACAUCCCUAGGGAAAUACCCCAGCCAGUGUGGUAUCGUUCACAUUUUGUUCACAUGAUUGUUGGAGGGUUCUUGCCAUUCAGUGCUAUCUCGGUGGAACUGUAUUACAUAUUCUCAACUAUCUGGGGUCAUGAUCACUACACUCUUUAUGGCAUAUUAUUGAUUGUCUUCCUUAUCCUGCUUAGUGUUACUGCAUGUAUCUCUAUUGCACUUACAUACUUCCAACUCUCUAGUGAAGAUUAUCGAUGGUGGUGGAGAUCUGUGUUCAGUUCAGGGUCAACUGGCCUAUUUGUGUUCUUUUAUUCCAUGUUUUAUUUCAUGAAACGUUCAAGCAUGUCAGGUGCUGUUCAGACAACACAAUUUCUAGGUUGGACAAUCCUCAUUUGUUAUAUAUUCUUCCUCAUGUUAGGGACUGUUUCAUUUUUUGUCUCUCUCCACUUUAUUAAGUACAUCUACGUCAAUCUAAAAAAUGAUUAAAAUUGUAACAUCUCUCUUCUGGCAAAUUUUUGCCUACUAAAAAGUACCAGGUUCCUGAUUUCAAGCUAGCCAAUAGGAUGUAGUGAAUGUUUUAAUCUAUGAAAAACUAUGAAAACUGUGGUUAUAGGUUUGGUGACUGAAAUGACAUCAUACAUGUAUGUCGAUGAAUAAGCUGUCGUAUGUCAAUGUAAAUAAUUGAACUUGCUGUUUGUGAUGAACAUUAUUCAGUACAUUAUCCUUUUAUGUUACCUUUUCCAUAA